Molecule: messenger RNA, 1824 nt
Organism: Pogoniulus pusillus (Red-fronted tinkerbird)
Lineage: Eukaryota; Metazoa; Chordata; Aves; Piciformes; Lybiidae
Exons: 3
Source: RefSeq, a predicted model, not a curated record
AUGUCGCUGUUAGGCGCUGUUAGCAUGCUGACUGUUCCCAAAGUUGAGGAAAUGGACUUACAGAAUCCAAUAUGGAUUGUAAAUGUAAGACCUCUUACCUUAAAGGCAAUGGCCACGGUGGAGAGGCUUUUCUGUUUGUUGGAAGCUCACGGUGCCCGCCCGUCCGUGGAAGGGCUGGAUUGGGCCCGUGAGAACUGGAGUAACUGUCAGAGUGUGGCAGAUCGGAUUGUGGCCCUGCAGAAGGAGGCACGGGCCAAGUCGGGAAAGGGCAAAGCCUUCAUCUGUGCAGUUUUGGGUGCGUGUUUGGCCGCUUCAAUAGAUGAAAAGCAAAGCCAAAACGGACGAGAGAAUAAAAUCGUUUCCUCCUUGCAGGAUCUGGUAGAUUCCCUGCAAGGGCAUAUUGUAACUUUAAAAGACGAAGUGGCAGAUCUUAAGGAUAGAUUAAAAACAGAACAGAAGUGGCAAAAGUGGUUUUUGAAGGAGGAAGAGUUAAAGCAGACAGAGCCUGCCUCCAUAUACCCCCAGGCAGAACUGGCAGCAGCAGAGGAAGCUGCGGCUCACAUGCGUCCUCUCAUUAAAACUGAGAUGCUGUACGAGGAUGAGGAUGGCACCCCUGCCAUCACAACGAAAGAGAUACCCUUUUCUUCCACUGAGCUGGCCAAACUGCGUAAAGAGUUUACACGUUCGGCUGGAGAGUCUGAGGUGGAAUAUGUAUGGCGUGUCUCUAGAACUGGAGGUGAUCAAAUUAGGUUGACAGAGGCUGAAGCUACAGGCUAUUGGGGUGCUAAUGUGUUCCUAACUACGGGCAAUAGGAGUGGUCCCUGGAGCCUUACUCAGCGAGCAGCUUUUUGGGCUGGGGGCUUUGAUUCAAAGGAGAGAGGAGAGCCUCUAGUUCUGAGGGGAGGCAUGAAUCAGAUAAUGGAAAAUGUGCAGAAGGCAGCUUGUUUGCAAAUGGUCUAUGAUAGAGAACUGAAACAUCAUUUUGAAUCGCCCCUUUCUCUCUUGGUGGACCCAAAGCGAAUGACCCCCCUGGUGAGGGGACUUCCUGACUCCCUCAAGAUGAAAGGCAUUCAGCUCCAAAAGGAGAUAGCUGACACCCCACUUACCUCCCGAAUACAAGCUACUCUGAGGGAGAACUUAACACCCGGGAGGAACCAGCCCGAUGGCAGACAAUGGACGUGGGAGGAGGUGGCUAGAGAGCUAUUAGAUUAUGCCAGGCAGUAUGGGGUGCCUGAGGAAGUUCAUAAGCCUGAGACUAGAGGCUUGAGGCAUGUGGAAAUUAAUCACCCACUGCCAAGUGCAGAUCCCCGGAGCCAGAUGCUUCGAAUCCCCAAACGACACUCGACUGGGGGGAGGGAGCACCUGAACACUAGACAGUAUUGGUGGGGGCUUGGCCGAAAGAAAGGUGGAGAAGGAAAGGGUCUGGGAAUCAAAGUAUAUGAUAAUUUGGGAAGAAAGAGAAGGUCCAUCUCCACUCAGUUGGCACAGGGGAGUGGUCAAAAGUGGGGAAAAGAUGACUGGACCCCCCAGCGUAUCAUCGAGUAUUAUGGUCCUGCCACCUGGAACCCCCACGAGUGGAUCAGUGGUGCUCGAGAACCAAUCUAUAACUUAAACCGUAUCAUAAGGCUACAAGCAGUGCUAGAAAUAAUCACCAAUGAGACAGCUCGGGCCCUAGAUCUGUUAGCAGAUCAAUCCACACAAAUGCGAACUGCCAUUAUCCAACACCGAAUGGUUCUUGAUUAUCUGUUAGCAGAAGAAGGAGGGGUUUGUGGAAAAUUAAAUGAUUCCAACUGUUGUCUACAGAUUGAUGACAAUGGGAAAGUA